AUGGGUAAAGACAUUAAUUCCUACAAUCUUCUUGAUGAUGACAUCUGUUUUGAUGAAGAAGAAUUUCAAUCUAGAGAAAUCGAUGAUGAAUUGGCUGUUGAAAUUCCAGAAGAAGAUAUUGCCGCAUCAGAAUCUCUUAACAGUGAACAAAAACAUAUCUAUAAUGCAGUGCUGGAAAAAAUAUUUGCCAACCAAAAUGCUGCAUUCUUUGUAGAUGGCCUGGGUGGGACAGGGAAAACAUUCUUAUACAAGGCACUUCUCGCAACAGUACGAUCAAGAAAAUUGGUUGCACUUGCAACUGCUUCAUCAGGCGUUGCCGCCUCUAUUCUUCCGGGAGGUCGAAUGGCACGCUCACGUUUCAAUCUUCCACUUGAUACUGACAAAAGAAGCACGUGUUUUGUCAGCAAACAAAGUGCCCUGGCAAACCUACGUCGUGCAGCAAAAUUAAUAAUAUGA
Molecule: messenger RNA, 456 nt
Organism: Juglans microcarpa x Juglans regia
Lineage: Eukaryota; Viridiplantae; Streptophyta; Magnoliopsida; Fagales; Juglandaceae
Exons: 1
Coding region: 1-456 (151 amino acids)
Biological process (GO): telomere maintenance; DNA repair
Molecular function (GO): DNA helicase activity
Source: RefSeq, a predicted model, not a curated record